Molecule: messenger RNA, 1503 nt
Organism: Glossina fuscipes
Lineage: Eukaryota; Metazoa; Arthropoda; Insecta; Diptera; Glossinidae
Gene: fd59A
Product: fork head domain-containing protein FD3
Exons: 2
Coding region: 88-1503 (471 amino acids)
Biological process (GO): regulation of transcription by RNA polymerase II; anatomical structure morphogenesis; cell differentiation
Molecular function (GO): DNA-binding transcription factor activity, RNA polymerase II-specific; RNA polymerase II cis-regulatory region sequence-specific DNA binding
Source: RefSeq, a predicted model, not a curated record
AUGUUUUGAAAACAAAUCGCGCAAGCAGUUCAUUUUAUUUUCCUUUGAAAAGUCAAAAACAUUCUUAAAAUCGCUAAAAUAAUAAUCAUGUUAUCAACCAGCGACAUAACUUUGACCAACGGUUGCAAUAAUCAUAUUAUAAAUCCAGCAGCAGUAUCUCCGCCUCUUUUGAAACGCCGUGCAGCCUCCGGCCCUCAACUAACAACCAAUCAGCAAUUAUCAACGAAUAUUGACGAACAAUCGAUCAGCGAUGAUACGGACAAAUCCAAUAACACACCGCUCGUCAAACCCCCCUAUUCCUAUAUUGCCCUCAUUACUAUGGCUAUACUUCAGUCACCGCAAAAGAAACUAACAUUGAGUGGCAUUUGUGAUUUUAUAAUGACGCGCUUCGCAUAUUACAAGGAUAAAUUUCCCGCCUGGCAAAAUUCGAUUCGUCAUAAUCUUUCGUUAAAUGAUUGCUUCAUUAAAGUUCCCCGCGAACCAGGCAAUCCCGGCAAAGGUAACUUCUGGACAUUAGAUCCUCUGGCUGAGGAUAUGUUCGACAACGGUAGUUUCUUACGACGAAGGAAACGUUACAAGAGGGCGCCAACAAUGCAAAGAUUUCCAUUUUCUAGCGUUUUUGGCACACUGUCGCCGUUUUGGAUACGCAAACCGGUGCCACUUGUACCCGUACAUUUUAAUGUGAACAAUUUUACCGGCAAUCGUGAUUGUUUCGACAUGCUACAUGGUCCGUCGGAUGUUUUCGAUCAAUCACUGCGUAAUGAUAAGAAAUUUAAUUUCUUUGCCAACUCUGAGUUACCCAUGUACGCAGCGGCUACGAAUUCUGGCGAAAAAUUUGAUGCAUUUUGUCCGAGUGUCGCUCUACCCGAUCGUACUAAUGCCAACGUAAUGGACUUAAACAAUAUUAGUGAUCUAGAGAAAAUGAAAUUGUACUCUAUGAGCAAUUUAUCGCAUAAUGGUGAAGAACGGCAUUUUCAAGCCAAUCAAAUGCAACAACAGUCACAGCAACAGUAUGAGCGUACCUUAAGUUGUCACGACAGCGAUGAAUCAUCAAGUGAUCGCAUCGAUAUUGAAAGCCCCGAUGAGCAAGAUUCACACAUAUCCGAUUCUAUAGAAAGUUUAAGUGUCAAUCGUUUAGAUCCGCAAAGUACGGAAACCGACGAAAUCAUCAAAGGUUUAAAUCAACAGCAACAAAAAGAUGCCAAUUGUAAAAGUUCCACCACUUCCUGCGUAUUACUGUUCAAUAAUUAUGAACUAUCGAACGGCUCGAUAAUCCAGCAUAAAACAACCCGUCCAGAGAAAAAUAAUGAUAGCGCGGCUGGAAAUUGUACUGAUAUUAAACAUCCUGUGUCGAUAAACAAACUAAAGGACAGUGAUAGUAGUUACAAGACCACAGUAUUGCCAUUCGAUUACGAACACGGGCGUUCUCUGAGGCAGAAUAGUGCACGAGAUUUUCGCAUAGAGACCUUAAUUGGUAAUACCGACGCCGAGGCCUGUGAUUGA